AUGGAAAAGAACAUUGAUAGGUUUACUUUGUUGCCUGAAUCAUUGCUUCUCAUCAUCAUUUCCUUCCUUCCUUUUAAGGAAGCGAUAAGAACAUCUGUCCUUUCAAAACGUUGGAUCCACCUUUGGGAGAAAACAACAAAUAUAGAGUUCAAUGAACUCUUUUUUGUUAAACUCAAUCAACCACGCCGUGAAAGAGAAAUCCAAAGAAGGGAUUUUCUAAAGUUCAUGACAUUUUGGCUUGAUAACUGCAAAGAGCCCGUGGUGGAAAAGUUCUCUUUGAGAUUAUCAAAGCCUGAAAAUGCUCAUGGUAUCAUAGAAAGGUGUUUUGCCUUGGCCACACAACAUGGUUUGAAAGAGUUGGGGCUAGAUUUUUCUGAUCCCAAUUGGGAGGAGGAAGUGUUUGUUAACGAACAUAACGCUUCGGUUGAAUUGCCAAAAUAUGUUUAUGAGCAAAAAGCCCUUGAAUAUUUGAAGCUGUUUUCCUGUGGUUUUCUUGAAGCUGAUUUGCUUAACUUGCAUGCACUCAAAGAAGUUUCUUUUGGGUGGGUGGAAGUAAAGCUCACUCUUAUUAAUUCAUUGCUAUCAAAUUGUAAGAUGAUUGAGAGUUUAAGUUUGAAAAGAUGCUGGAACUCGAGUGAAUUUAAAAUUGAAGGUGAUGAUUUGAGGUUGAGAAGGCUUGUUGUUGACAAUUGCUAUUUUCAAAAUGUUUUGUUCAAAAUCAAUGCACCAAAUCUUAUUGUUUUCAAGUAUUAUGGGAUAAUGAGUUUGUUUGAAAUAAAAAGCCCCUUAGUCAUGGAAGAGGUUGAUCUUGACUUUGACCUUGAAUUCGAAACCGUUGCCUGGCAUGUUCCUUAUCUUUGCAAUCUGCUGAAAGAUGUCUACCCUGUUAGGGUUCUCACUGUCUGCAGUUACAUACUUCAGGUUAUUCAUACGGGACGAGCGUUACGUACAGAACGUGACAUGAAUGCAAGGCAUUUGAUAUUGAAGACAAACUUGUACAACGAUGAACUCCAUGGAAUCUCAUUCUUGCUCUAUAGCUGCCCCAUGCUAGAGUCUCUCACCUUUGAAUUAGGCCUAGGAAGAGAUUUGGAUGGUGAUGAAUGUCAAUUGGAUGUUGACUAUCAGAGAAUCUGGAUGGCCAACGUAACUGUUUAUGAAUGCUUGAUAUCAACUCUAAAGGUGGUGGAGGUGAAGAACUUCGAAGGGACCGUGAAUGGGCUUCUUGUGCUCUACUAUAUUAUCCGUUGUGGGAGGGUAUUGAAAAAGGUUAAUAUCAAUGUGCGCAAGGGAGAGGUUGAACGUGAUGAUGGUAGGAGUGUGGCGUUUUACCGUGAUAUAGAAGAGUUCGUGAUGACACUUCCAAGGGCUUCAAGUGAUUUGGAGAUAUCAGUCUGUUAUUGA
Gastrolobium bilobum is the source of this 1401-nucleotide messenger RNA. Its product is annotated as F-box protein At3g62230-like. The record is from RefSeq and is a predicted model, not a curated record. The transcript is spliced from 3 exons. Lineage: Eukaryota; Viridiplantae; Streptophyta; Magnoliopsida; Fabales; Fabaceae. Gene Ontology annotation, molecular function: protein binding. Bases 1 to 1401 code for a protein of 466 amino acids.